This is a messenger RNA of Aricia agestis (brown argus), 2367 nucleotides long. RefSeq names its product glycerol kinase (gene Gk2). Gene Ontology annotation, cellular component: mitochondrion. The transcript has 13 exons. Gene Ontology annotation, molecular function: glycerol kinase activity. The coding region runs from base 240 to 2312 and encodes 690 amino acids. The record is from RefSeq and is a predicted model, not a curated record. Gene Ontology annotation, biological process: glycerol-3-phosphate biosynthetic process; triglyceride metabolic process; glycerol metabolic process. NCBI's taxonomy places the organism in Eukaryota, Metazoa, Arthropoda, Insecta, Lepidoptera, Lycaenidae.
UCUUCGGUUCAAAGAGCUUUUAGCAUGGUUGCAGUCGAUAAGAAAAAGGUUAUUUCGUCAAUUUUAUCAGACGUUAAUUCUAAAACGGUGACUAUUGUGUUUCAAUAGGUAUCCUUUUCUUUAGUAAAAAAAUCCAAAUGACUUUUCCGUGAAGAGACGAGCAUUUUUGGAAAAUUAUUCCUUUUGCUUAAGUGAUAGAGUGCUAAAUAUUCUCGUGAAGUGUACAAAACCGUGAAGAAAUGCCUGUGUGCGACCGACCUCGGAAGCCGCUGGUCGGUGUCAUAGACGAUGGAACCAAGACAGUCAGAUUUGUGGUAUACGAAGCGGAGUGCUCCGAGGAGUUGGCCUCUCAUGAGCUCGACAAGUCCAUCAGUCAGCCCAAGGAGGGUUGGUACGAGCAAGAUGCCCAUGACAUAGUGGACAAGAUAAGGACAUGCGCUGAGGUGGUGGUGGAAAAGUUGACGGAGUUGGGUUACACGAAGGAUGAUAUCGUGGCGCUAGGUAUCACAAACCAGAGGGAGACCACAGUGGCCUGGGACAAAUACACAGGGAAACAGUUGCACAAUGCGAUCAUAUGGAACGACAUACGAACAGACAGUACCGUCGAUGCCACUAUAGCUAAAGUCCCAGACCAGAAUAAGAACUACCUCAAGCAUAUCUGUGGGCUACCAAUAAGCCCGUACUUUAGUGCGUUGAAGAUGAGAUGGAUGAAAGACAACGUGAAGAGUGUGAGAAGAGCUAGCAGGGAUAAGAGAUUGCUGUUUGGAACGAUAGAUGCUUGGAUACUUUGGAACUUAACUGGUGGUCCAGUGGGUGGGGUACACAAGACUGACGUGACAAAUGCGUCGCGAACGAUGCUGAUGAAUCUAGAGACUGUUAACUGGGAUCCUAUGUUGUGCAGGUUGUUCGGUAUACACAGAGACACACUGCCGCAAAUCAAAAGCAGCUCGGAGUACUUUGGUACCGUUAGAGACGGCUCCAUAUUGGAUGGAAUCAAAAUUACAGGGAUAUUAGGCAACCAACAAGCAGCGCUGCUAGGUCAGAGCUGUAUGAGGGCAGGUCAGGCCAAGAACACGUACAGGAGCGGGUGUUUCCUCCUGUACAACACGGGGGCGAGACGAGUGCUGAGCUCGCACGGUCUACUCACUACGGUUGCGUACAGACUGGGACCUAACGCGCCCGUGGUGUACGCCUUAGAAGGCUCAAUAGCAGUAGCCGGUGGGGCAAUUAAGUUCCUCCGCGACAACCUCAAGUUGUGCGAAGAGGGGGAAGAGGAGAUUGGCGCGGCGCGUGUAUCUUCCACUGGGGAUGUAUACUUCGUGCCCGCACUCAACGGGCUAUACGCACCGUAUUGGCGGAAGGACGCUAGGGGUAUAAUAUGUGGCCUGACAUCGUUCACUACAAAGAACCACAUAAUACGGGCGGCCUUGGAGGCUGUGUGUUUCCAGACACGUGACAUAUUAGAAGCCAUGGACAAGGACUGCGGUAUGCCGCUCUCCAACCUCCAUGUAGACGGCCGGAUGAUAUCCAACAGGCUACUGAUGCAAUUACAAGCAGAUCUUAUAGGGAUGCCAGUUUUAAUAGCGCGUUCGUGGGACAUGUCGGCGCUGGGGGCGGCUGUGGCGGCGGGCGCGGCGGUCGGCGCCUGGGACCUGGAGCAGUGGGCGGCGCGCGCGGCCGACGCCGACCCGCUGCUGCCCACCACCACCGUCGACGAUCGCAACGCCAGAUACACGAAAUGGAAGAUGGCGGUCCAGAGAUCCCUCGGUUGGGCCACCACCAAGAAAUCCCUGGCUAUGACAGGUCAGAAACGACACAGUCUAUCCCACUCCGACGUAUCCCCUCCCGACAGUAGACAACAUUCCAUAGACGACGCGACCAUAGACAGGAUGACAGACGUCAAACUGACAGAUGCGAAAGUGACAGAUGACGUGUUUAUAGAGGAGCUAAUGCAGUAUUCAGCGCGAAAAUUCUCCAUAUUCGUCCCGCUCAAGUCGCCCAAAGACGAGCAUACGAUUUUAGACGACGCGGACUAUUAUAUGAGUAAGAAAGAGUGCGAUUACGGUGUUUGUCAGUGUUGUGAGAAAAGAAAGAAAUUACACACGGACUGGCAAACCAUAGAGGAUAUUAUAGAGAACGAUCCAGAGAUAAUAUUCGAUGAGGAGGACCAUCCUAUUGUGUUAGAGAAAAGUAUAGUACCUACCGGUCCAGUUGUUGGUAUAGGCGUUAGUUUGAAAAAGAGAUUCCCUCUGCACCGGUUACCAUCUAUAUUUAGGAGUAUAACCAACAAGAUCACGCACAAUUUGAAGUAGACUUGUAGUUUAAGGGUCAAUUCAGACCGCAAUGCGACCCGUAGAUGCAUUUCUA